GCGACGCUGUCGGAGCUAAACGUGAAGGGAGCGUGCAGCUCGGCCGAUGGUUGAAACAACGUCGACCCAACGCUUUACGAUCAAGUUCCCGAUGCUGCAGCCACCGUCUCCGCUUUUGGAGAUGGCAUCCCUGCGUCUGCCGGACUCGGAGGAGUUCGACGUUGACACGCGACGAAGGAGUAACAACGGGAAUGUGGCGCCCACGACUGUCUCCGCUGUUCCACCGGCCACUGGUACCCUCUUGCAGAUGAGGAACGACCUCGGAGACUAUCUGAACAACCUGAUAGCCGAGGCUAUCACGACCAGUCCUAGAACGUCCAUGGAGGAGCACGGUGGGCUGUUGAACGCCAGCAAAACGGUGAACCUGUCCACGGCUGAACAGAUACCGGACAGGCUGUACAGGCAUAGCAUGGCCAUGUCAGCGGUAUACUGUGUCGCUUAUGUUCUGGUCUUCGUGGUCGGUCUGAUCGGGAAUAGUUUCGUCAUUGCCGUGGUUUACCGGUCGCCGCGGAUGAGGACCGUGACGAACUUCUUCAUAGUCAAUCUCGCGGUUGCUGACGUCCUAGUCAUCGUGUUCUGCCUACCUGCUACUCUGAUGAGCAACAUCUUUGUCCCAUGGUUCCUGGGAUGGUUCAUGUGUAAAGCCGUCGCUUAUAUACAGGGCGUUUCCGUGGCAGCCUCUGUCUACAGCCUUGUUGCGGUUUCCUUGGAUAGGUUCUUGGCAAUCUGGUGGCCGCUGAAAUGCCAAAUAACGAAGAGACGAGCUCGCAUGAUGAUAGUGGUGAUCUGGUUCAUCGCUCUGACAACGACCUCUCCGUGGCUGCUGUUCUUCGACCUAGUCGCCAUCUAUGACGACGAUCCAGACUUACGGCUGUGCCUGGAGGUGUGGCCCCACCCGGAAGAUGGCACUCUGUUCUUCCUGAUCGGCAAUCUCACUCUCUGCUAUGUCCUUCCCACGAUACUCAUCUCGCUCUGCUACAUCCUCAUCUGGAUCAAAGUCUGGCGACGCCAUAUACCAUCGGACACGAAAGAUGCUCAGAUGGAAAGGAUACAACAGAAAUCGAAGGUUAAGGUCGUGAAGAUGCUGGUGGUCGUGGUGAUACUGUUCGUGCUGUCAUGGCUGCCUCUCUACGUGAUCUUCACUGUGAUCAAGCUCGGCGGUGACGUAGCCGACAGAGAGGACGAGAUCCUGCCUAUCGCCACGCCGAUCGCCCAAUGGCUGGGCGCCAGUAAUUCCUGCAUCAAUCCGAUCCUGUACGCUUUCUUCAACAAGAAAUACCGCCGUGGCUUCGUGGCGAUUCUCAAGAGCGGGCGCUGCUGCGGCAAGAUCAGGUACUACGAGACGGUGGCCAUGAUGUCGUCGUCGACGAGCAUGAGGAAGUCCUCCUACUACGUGAACAACAACAACAACAACUCGUCGACCAGACGACCAUUCCAUGGACCACCGGUGCACCAGGAGAGCAACGUGUCCUAUAUAUUCAACCACACUGGCGUCUAA
Messenger RNA from Eufriesea mexicana, 1498 nucleotides. It is a transcript of the gene SIFR, whose product is annotated as SIFamide receptor. Gene Ontology annotation, biological process: G protein-coupled receptor signaling pathway; cellular response to hormone stimulus. NCBI's taxonomy places the organism in Eukaryota, Metazoa, Arthropoda, Insecta, Hymenoptera, Apidae. Bases 47 to 1498 code for a protein of 483 amino acids. Gene Ontology annotation, molecular function: neuropeptide Y receptor activity; peptide binding. Gene Ontology annotation, cellular component: plasma membrane. The record is from RefSeq and is a predicted model, not a curated record. The transcript is spliced from 3 exons.